This is a messenger RNA of Solanum lycopersicum (tomato), 954 nucleotides long. RefSeq lists its product as uncharacterized. Lineage: Eukaryota; Viridiplantae; Streptophyta; Magnoliopsida; Solanales; Solanaceae. The record is from RefSeq and is a predicted model, not a curated record.
AAAAGUGAAAAGAAAAAGAAGGGUCCAUUCCAUUUCCAUCAUACUACCAAAAAAGCAAAAGCUAAAGAAAAAAAAAAGCAAAAAAAAAGAAGACAAAGUUUAAAGAGAGAGAAUUCAAACAAGAAGAAGGGUUUUCUAUCUUUGUGGAAAAAAAAAAUAAGAAAAAAAAAUGCAGAAUCAACAACAGCUACAGACACUGAUGCAAGCAGGUCAGAUUUCAGGGAGUUUGAGUUUUAAUGGUAAUUUAAGUAAAGAAGAUGAAGAAAUGUCAAAAUCUGCACUUUCAACUUUUAAAGCUAAGGAAGAAGAGAUUGAAAAAAAGAAACUCGAGGUUAAGGAGAAAGUUCAAGCUCAGUUGGGUCGUAUUGAAGAGGAAACUAGACGUUUAGCUAUUAUUCGUGAGGAACUAGAAGCAUUAGCAGAUCCAAUGAAGAAAGAAGUUUCAACGGUUCGAAAAAGGAUUGAUAUUGUCAACAAGGAGUUAAAACCCCUGGGCCAGACUUGCCAGAAGAAGGAGAGAGAAUACAAAGAAGCUCUCGAGGCCUUCAACGAAAAACACAAGGAAAAAGUACAACUUAUAUCAAGAUUGAUGGAGCUGGUGGGUGAAAGCGAGAAAAUGAGGAUGAAGAAGUUGGAGGAGCUGAGCAAGAGUGUAGAAACGAUCCAUUGAAAGAUAAAUCACCUUAAAAAAGCUCAUCAGUGACGACUAAUUAGGCUUGUGUGAUAUAUUUAAGAUCUAUAAUCGAAAUUUCUGUUUAUUAUAUGGUUGUUUUCGCGUUUGGUGGGUGUAUUCUUUCUUCCUUUUUUCGCGCUUUAUGUUGUUCUUUGUUCAUUUUUAGGCUUUUGAAGGAUGAUGAUCUAAUUUUAGGUGUCAAAAGGGAAGAAAUACCCUUGUAAACAUGUUUGUAACUAAAACAGGUCUUCUCUCAAGCUAUGGAUUCUUUUGUUCAAUUA